Messenger RNA from Giardia duodenalis, 777 nucleotides. RefSeq names its product Uracil-DNA glycosylase. The coding region runs from base 1 to 777 and encodes 258 amino acids. The transcript has a single exon. Lineage: Eukaryota; Fornicata; Diplomonadida; Hexamitidae. Gene Ontology annotation, cellular component: nucleus; mitochondrion. Gene Ontology annotation, molecular function: uracil DNA N-glycosylase activity. The record is from RefSeq and is a predicted model, not a curated record. Gene Ontology annotation, biological process: base-excision repair; base-excision repair, AP site formation via deaminated base removal.
AUGCGAUGUGACUGGGAGGUCGUAAAGCGCUGCUUUGAAGCCCAACCAAACUUUGCUGACUAUAUCCCAUCCAAGAAAAAUGGCCUGUUUCCUGUAGAUGAGAAUAUGGUCUUUCGAGCUCUGAAUUUGGUUGGGAGUCCGCGAAAUGUGCGUAUUAUCAUAGUGGGCCAGGACCCCUAUCCUCGUGCAGAAUCUGCCGUCGGCAUCUCAUUCUUAGACGGUGCAGUCGAAAGCUUUCAGAGUCCUCGGCUAGCUCCAAGUGUCAGGCACGUGCUGCAGGCCAUCUUGGUUUCUCGCAAACUAAUGGGCCCCCAGGACAGCGUUGAUAAAUUGCGUGCUGUCUUGAAGGACAACAUCGGAGAAACGCAGACAGAAUGGUUUACCUCCCUUGCUACGCGAUGCGGUGUUCUGUGGCUUAACCGAAGCCUAACGUUCGGAGGAAAGGACCCAAAGACCUUGCAAGUGCACCUGACAUUUUGGAAGCCUGUUAUAGAGACCAUUCUGGAGGAGGUUGUGCGAGCAAGGACAAGCAGCGGAUUGAUUGUUUUGCUCUGGGGCGCGAAAGCAGCUGAUCUUAGGCCCGUCUUGGUAGGGCUUGCAAACAAGCAUAAAAACUGCUCUAUGAAGCUCCUUUUAAAUGUCCACCCUCUAGGCCACACCUUUCCCGGCGCAGGAGUAUUUGAAGCAGUAAAAAAGGUCGAGGAGGAGCUCAAGAUGGGUGUAACUGACUUUCUAUCUGCGACGGUUUCUAAACAUGACCACAGUGAUGAAUUGUGA